AUGGGCAUUGGGACAGCACCGCUGCAGCCGCAUCACGACUCUCAACCGUCCUUGCUGGACGCCUGGAUGGCAGUCUCAGCCAGGGUGACCGAGUAUGUUGGCUGGACCCCUGAAGAAAUUGAGAUCGAUGGCGACAAAAGCCUCCUUGCUGCAGCCCUACUCGAAGACCGGCUGUGUGUGAUCAGCGACGGUUCUUAUAAGCUUGGUCUGGGCGCGGCAGCGGUUCAACUGCUUCCACGUAAGGGUGGCACGGAACGCAUUAUCGUCCGGUGCCAGACUCCGGGUCUCCCCGAUGACCAGAGCGCGCACCGGAGUGAAUCAAUUGGCCUAUUGGCCGGUAUCAUGGUUGUUGAUUGGCUCCUGGACCAGUGGACAAACAAAAAUCGCUUUGAGCUCUACCAAAAGCAAAUACACUAG
Cylindrotheca closterium is the source of this 417-nucleotide messenger RNA. NCBI's taxonomy places the organism in Eukaryota, Bacillariophyta, Bacillariophyceae, Bacillariales, Bacillariaceae. The record is from the annotation of a GenBank genome assembly.